Messenger RNA from Ornithodoros turicata, 768 nucleotides. It is a transcript of the gene Prosbeta4, whose product is annotated as proteasome subunit beta type-2-like. Gene Ontology annotation, biological process: proteasomal protein catabolic process. The coding region runs from base 112 to 714 and encodes 200 amino acids. The record is from RefSeq and is a predicted model, not a curated record. Gene Ontology annotation, cellular component: cytosol; proteasome core complex, beta-subunit complex; nucleus. NCBI's taxonomy places the organism in Eukaryota, Metazoa, Arthropoda, Arachnida, Ixodida, Argasidae. The transcript has 5 exons.
UCUUGUAACUUCCGGUAGAAGUUUAGUUGUGUUUGCGACUGCCAGCCGGUUACAAACACCAAAUAUACAUAUUUGUACGAAUAUUUUAAGCGUACGUAGCACAUAGGACCCAUGGAGUGCUUAAUCGGUGCAUGUUUUAAGGAUUUCGCGCUGCUAGCAGCAGACAAAACCUGCGCAUUCAGCAUAAUGGUUUUGAAGCAUGAUGAAGACAAGAUUCACAAGCUUAGCGAUAACCUCUUGAUGGCUGUCUGUGGUGAGGCAGGUGACACAGUCCAGUUUGCAGAAUUCAUUGCGAAGAACAUCCAGCUGUACAAGAUGAGAAAUGGUUACGAGCUAUCGCCGGCAGCAGCGGCAAACUUCACACGACGCAACCUGGCCGACUAUUUGAGGAGCAGGACUCCCUACAUGGUAAAUUUACUGCUGGCUGGGUAUGACAAGGCCACCGGUCCUGAGCUCUACUACAUGGAUUACCUGGCAGCUAUGGCUAAGGUCCCUCAUGGAGCGCAUGGUUAUGGCUCCUUCUUCACAAUGUCGGUGAUGGACCGGUACUACAGAGAAGAUAUGACCGUGGAUGAAGCGUACGACCUGCUGAAGAAGUGCAUCGCGGAAAUUCAAAAGCGUUUCUUGGUCAACCUACCAGCCUUCAAAGUUCAGCUAGUAGAUAAGGACGGGAUCAAAAAUUUGAAGGACAUUUCCAUUUUGAAAGAAAAUUGAGCUGCUGUGUAGGCAUUUCAUUUUGUAUGGUAAAUAAAACGCUUUGUAACAACA